AUGGCCCCAGGUUCCACGGGUGCCCUUUGUUUACCCGCUGAACUCAACGUGAAGUGGAAGAGGCACCCGCAGGACAGCAGACGCGUCGUUUCGUUUCGGUGCGCGGCGCAGAGGACGCAGCCAGGUUCACGAGUGGAUGAGACCAGCUCCAGAGAGUUUACGAGAGGACAGAGUCGACUGUGGCCCGAAAUAAACACAGUUUCUUUGCCGAUUCAUCACGUCCAGACAGCCAUGGAGUGGGAACCAUCCCGGCCGGCGUCAGUUUGGGGAGGAAAGUGCGCGUUUUGGCUCUUGUCGGUGCUGUUGGCCGCAGCUGGAGCUAAAGUGGAGACGUCUCACCCCACACUGGAUAUUUCUGCCCUUCACCUGCACUACAGCUGCCCUGAAGGUGCAACUGCCAAACUGGUGUGCACCCAAAAAGGUGCCACCAAGUUCCCCUCUGACGUUGUGCGGCGUAGCUGGCUUUUCACAUCCGAGAGUAACCAACACUGCGUGCCGGGAAAAGGUCCGCGGCAUAUAAACAACCAUCUCCAUCCCAACCAGACAGCGGCAGUGGGACUGCAAAUUGGGCAUUCGCAUGAAAACAUGUGGGUGGUUCUGCAGAAUGUGACCUCUGAGGACCAGGGUCUUUACUGCUGUUUGCUCCUCGAUACCAAGAGGGAGCACAACCACCUGCACAUCAUGCAGAAGUCUCACAGCCAUAUUUUUCUCCAUGUUGAGCCAAAGGGGAAUGGGCGUAUAAAUUGCACCUUCUUGGAUCCCACAACAGCUGGUGGCACUGUACCUGUGACCCUGGCUUUAUUAGCCUGCAUCUUGGCCCUGCUCUCUCUGCCUCUUAUUCUUGUGCUGGUCUACAAACAGAGGCAGAAUAGCCAGUCAGGCCGACGUGCACAAGAGCUGGUGAGGAUGGACAGUGAGGCUCUUGGCCAUGAGAAUCCAGUGUUUCUCGGGGAAUCCCCACAAACAAAGACUCGCACUGUUUCCCAAAUCAUGACCAGGCAGUCCUCUGAGACACAUCGCCACUUGCUGUCCGACCCAGGAACCCCCCUUUCUCCCCCCGCCCAUGGGGAUGUAUUCUUCCCAUCUGAAGACACCAUCCUAGAGUCUCCUGACCUCCUGCAGGUUUAAAGAGCAGCAGAACCUCACUCUUUGAUCUAACAGCCGACUGUCUCUUCCUCUUCUCUCUGUUCUAAGAGCUUUCUUGUCCUCAUGAACUGUCUCACAAUAACCUCUGCCUGGAUUGUUGUCUGUACAUUGUCUGGACAGCAGGAAGGAGAAGGAUGGCAUUUUGAUUCGAAUGCCUCCACCUGCAACAACAGCGGGAGGCCAAAAGUGAACUUAAGCUGGAGCUCUGAAUAAUCCAAACGCAUACAACAGCUCCUAGACCAUCAGUACCUGUGUGUGAUGGUGCCCGCUGCCUGCGAGGACAGGGUCCUGCCAUGUGUAAGGGUGGAAUGUGAAGAAAAGGAUUAAGCUUUUUCCACACAGUUCAGGCAAAUAUAAACGUGUUACGUUUGGUAUAUUUAGGCUCGUGUGCAAUCUGAAUUUCAAACCCCAAAGAGCCCACUUACAGCGCACAGUUAUCUGAUGGGCCACACUCUUUUUCUGAAUCACGGCUGCUGCGCAAGAAGAAAUCUGGUAGAAAUGAUCCAACAACUGUCGUGCGUGAACGAGGGCAGGAGCAACACGUUGCAAAAUCAUGAGCAGAACCGAAACAUGAUUUCUUUUGUUCCUUUUUAAUAAACUAGAGAGAAAGUGGUCUCCUUGUAUCGUUUUGUUUGUGAGUCACAGAGUAGUAUAUUCCUCUGAGACUUGAUCAUCAGGGAAAUCACACCAAUCGCUAAGCAGUGAAGAAUAAAAAAUAAAAAAAAGCAUUAAUUUGUUUCUGUUUCUGCUCAGCUUUGUUUCUUUUAUCUCUUGCUCUCUCCUACCUCAAUUGCUGCCUGUUCUUACUUGCAUUUUUUUUCUCACAUUGAUUAAGUGAUGCACAAUUGCCAUAAAUACUCUCAACAAGUGCUCGAAAAAAAUGAAAAUACAUAAAAAAUAUUGUGCUUAUUUUUAAAGUUGUGUAAAAAAAAAAUUCAAGUCGACGAAUCACUGCCAUUACAAUACAGUUUUUCUUUGUAUUUCUUUCUGGAUGUCACUGUGGUAUCACAACUUGGUGUUAGGAUAUGUUCCUUUUUUGUGCAAUGCGGCUGGUAAUAAAAAAAAAUGUGUUUAGCAAAUUUGUGGCGGGACUGCAUGAAUUGGUAAUCAAAGACAUAAAAUGAACAGGGAGAGAAAAAGUCUCUCUGCAAAUGACUCAAACAUUACCUAGUCGAUGUAUGACUGUGUAAAACCACUGGUGGUUUAAUUUCAAACCGAGGUUGAUAUGUACAACAGGUGCUUCAUGGACACUGUGUCAACAAUGAGUAGCAUGUGUAUAGGACAGGGUAUUAUGUAAAGGCUAUCGGUUAUGCUUUGAAAGAGAAUUUGUCUUAUCGGGUGCCUUUGUGCCUCUUUGUAAGUAUGGUGUGUGUGCUUUCAAAUAUGAGAUGAAAGUUUUUGUUUGAUUUUUUAUGAAUUGAUCAGAGAUUCAUUAUAAAUAUGUGUUUAUAUGUGUGUAUGUUAACUUAAAGUUUUCAAUUUCUCUGUUUUACGUGUAAGAUGCUUUUAUCGUAGAAAGAUACAUUGAGAUCAUAUCUGAGCUUCAAAUCUCUUAAAAAAUGUCCUCUUUGUAUGUCCUCAAUUGUACAAAUAAAGAAGGACCUCUAACUCCAAA
This is a messenger RNA of Menidia menidia (Atlantic silverside), 2761 nucleotides long. NCBI's taxonomy places the organism in Eukaryota, Metazoa, Chordata, Actinopteri, Atheriniformes, Atherinopsidae. The record is from the annotation of a GenBank genome assembly.